Molecule: messenger RNA, 7563 nt
Organism: Grosmannia clavigera kw1407
Lineage: Eukaryota; Fungi; Ascomycota; Sordariomycetes; Ophiostomatales; Ophiostomataceae
Product: tho complex component
Exons: 1
Coding region: 1-7563 (2520 amino acids)
Biological process (GO): mRNA processing; mRNA export from nucleus
Cellular component (GO): THO complex part of transcription export complex
Molecular function (GO): mRNA binding
Source: RefSeq, a predicted model, not a curated record
AUGGGCGGCGUCCGCCCCUCGCCUCACCGUCCGGAGCAGACCACCCUUGGACAAGUCCAUCAAGACAGCAACAGUCCUGGACGAGGUGGCAUGCGCGGCAGCCGCGGAGGCUUCAGACGGUCCGACCACAGAGACUCUACUCUGUCAGCAGGCGAAGACGCCACGUCAGGCACUGCGUCGCCGGUCCGGCCGUCUUCGACAUCUACCUCCCAUUCGCUUGCGCCCGCGAUCAUCAUGCCACACCGAUCGGCAGCAGCACCGGCAUCAGCGCCGCCAGAAAAACGGCCGCGCGCCACCCUGGCCUACGUGUACGCCAUCCUCACGGACGACCGUAUUGCCAACUGGGUCCAGAGCGGCUGCCAAGCAGUCGUUGAGAGCGGAGUUCAGUCCCGCAACGACGAGGACGAAAUCGAGCUCUCCACGCUCUUCCAGGAAAUACUGCGCGCCGCUAUUGAUAAGCGCCUCGAUGCGGCGGAUGCCGGAGCUGUCGUGAAGGCAGUUGUCGGCAACCAGGUCGAGGAAGUUCCCGAGAGCGAUGCCGAUGCACGAAGCAAGGCCGUGUCAAAGGUAAUCCACGGCGGCUUCGACCCCAGGAUCGUCUUUCUCGACACGGUCUCUGUGUUUAUGGAGACGGAGGACACGGCCAAGGGGAAUCUGCAGCUGUUGCGCAGCUUCAUGGUCAACACAGGCGUCUCGGCCACUCUGAUGCGACAGGUGCUCGACCACGAGUUUUUGAUGCGCCUCGGCCUCCUCCGCGAGACGUUUCAGCGCAUGGCCAUUCGCUACUCGACCAAUCUGCUCUACCGGCAGCAAAGCUAUAAUCUCUUGCGGGAAGAGACAGAGGGAUUCUCCAAGCUGGUCACGGAGCUGUACACAAGCAGCUCCGUGGCGGUCCAGGAUCCCGGCUUUGACGCGGCUCGCGCCACGUUCGAAAAGGUCAAGGGUCUUAUCGGUACCUUUGAUCUCGACGUCGGCCGUGUGCUCGACACGACGCUGGACGUCUUUGCCGCAACGAUCAUCAAGCAGUUCAAGUUUUUCGUCAAGUUCCUGCGCAUCAGCUCAUGGUGGCCGCGCGACCACUCCAAGCACCGACGCAACUCGUUCUUUUGCGGCCUUCCUCGCUGGGCACAGCCCGAACUGGCUGGCACGAGCCUGACGGAGGAGGAGGAAGAUGCUCUGGCGGCAUCGGAACGGCUGAUGCGCGAUGCCGCCUUCUGGGACGCGGCACGACAGAUGCACCUGCACGCAUUCUUCCAACUGGGCGCACGCGAGCUUGCCGAUCCAAAACUGCAGCGGCUUGCCAACCUUGCUACCGGUGUCGACGCGAAUGGCAAUGCGCACAACGUUGACGGCGACGACAUGGGGAAGAUUGCAGGCGCCGGCCUCGACGACCAUGAACUGCACUGGAUCCGGAUAACAAAGACGUUGCCGCCACAGGGCAACCGGGUUGCGGCGCAAAUCCUGGGCUUCAAGCUGCGGUUCUACAGCUCAGAAGCACGGGGCCCGGACGACAUACUGCCGGCCAACCUUCUCUACCUGGCUGCUCUGCUCAUCAAGAUUGGCUUCAUCUCGUUCUGUGACCUGUACCCGCAUCUCUGGCCACCCGACGAAGGCAUGGAGAACGUGCGGAUCAAGAAGCAGGAAGAGCUCGACGAGAAGGAGCGUCGCAACCGGCCGGGCAUGUCUUCCAACGCCUUGGCCAUGGCCGGUGCGCUGCCCGACGACAUGCCUGCUCCUCCUGUGGUGGGUGGCGGCAGCGCGUCUGCUGGUUCUGCCGGCCGCCACGACGGUACUGGUGCUGGUGCUGGUGCACCGGGCUCUUCAACUGCUGCCAGCGGAGCGCCCGCGACAGGAACAGCUAGCGACACAGCACAGCAGCCGGAGCCGCUGCCUAUGAAGGUACAGAUUGUGGACCAUCUGCUGCUGAUUGGCGCGAUCCCGGAAUCGCUCUUCAUCCUUGGACGGUUUCCAUGGAUCAUGGAGCUGUAUGCCGAGAACUUGCUGCCCCUCAUCCACCGCAUCCUGCUCCGGUCUCUGCACAGGGUAGCGGAUGAGGCGCGACCGGUGCCUUGUUCGGAGAGCCUGGCAGAAUGCCCGCCUAAGAAGGUGGCCGACGCCGACCAGAGCGGCAUGCCCAAGGGCAGCGUCAAGCGGAGCGAGCUUCCGACGCGACGACCUUUCCGAUGGCCCUUUGCCGAUAAGCUCGACGUGUCAGACGGCCAGGCAUACCGGUUCUACUUUGACGAGUGGACGGACAACGUGCCGGUGUGCCAGUCGGUGGACGACGUGUUCACGCUCUGCAACACGUUCCUGGGGGUGUCGGGCGUGUGCAUUGGCCAGGACCCGGAGCUGCUCAGCACGAUAUCGGCGAUUGGGGUGAAGAGCCUGCACGACGACGCGUCGGCGGCCAACCGGCAGCGCUGGCACGACCUGCUGAAACGGCUGCUGGUGCCGGCGCUGAGCCUGAUUCCGGAGAACCCGUCGUGCGUGGACGCGGUCUGGCAGGUGCUUCGAAACUACCCGCUGCGGGUGCGCUACGAGCUGUACACGGAGUGGUACGAAGGGCCGACGUCGCGGCUGCCGGCAAUCAAGAAGGCAUUUGACCGGAUCCGGCGCGAAACGAUGGGGAUUAUGCGGCGGAUAGCCAAGGACAACAAGUCGGUCAUGGGGCGGGCGCUGGCCAAGACGGCGCUGGCAUCACCGGGCAUCGUGUUCAAGGUGGCACUCGGACAGCUGGAGGCGUACGACAACAUUAUCGACGUGUUCGUGUCGUGCGCGCGAUACUUUACGGAUCUGGGCUACGACGUGCUGGUGUGGUCGCUGAUGAGCUCGCUCGGCGGCAAGCAGCGCAGCCGGACACAGGAGACGUCGGUGCUGCUGACGUCCAAGUGGCUGCAGGCGCUCUCGCGCUUCUCGGGCCAGGUGUUUUCAUCGUACGCCAACAUGGACGUGGGACCGGUGGUGCAGUACGUGAACGCCCAGCUGUUCCGCGGCAACUCGACAGACCUGAUCAUCCUCAAGGAGCUGAUCCUGUCAAUGGGCGGGCUCGUGUCGGACAGCGACUUUACGGACGCGCAGAUCCAGGCGAUGACGGGCGGCCCGGCGCUGCGACGGCUCACGCUGAUCGGCCUCGGCGACCGGCGGUACAAAUCGCAGGUGAGCGCGCAGCGGCUGAUGAAGGCGCUGGUGGACACCAGGCUGGCCGGACGGCUGCUCAUCAACCUAGCGCAGUACCGGCAGUCGGCCAUCUAUGCGGAGGAGGAGAAGGGGGCGCACAUCAAGUUUCUAGCCACGAUGGUGGACGACACGCAUCAGGUGUUGGUGCAGUACCUGGAUCUGCUUCGCAGCAACCUGGGGCGAGAGCAGUUUGACGCUCUGGUGCCGAGCAUACCGCAGCUGAUGCAGGACUUUGGGCUCGAAGCCGGCCUGGCCUUUAUGAUCGGGCGGGCCGGACUGGACUUUCACGGAGCGAUUGCGGCGGCGGAGACGGGUGGCGGUAGCGGUGACGGCGAUGUGGCGAUGAAGACGGACGACGACAGCGAGGAUGGCGAGGAGAAGACGGACAGCGACAAGGCGGACGAACAGCCGUCUUCCGAGUCGACGCGCGGGCGACCGCUCUCUUCGCUGCAGCCUCUGGCAGACGCUGUCGGGGAGACGCUAUCGGAACAGGCGCGAAAGCACAUCAGCGCGGAGUUCUAUUUUACGUUCUGGGCGCUGGAGGUGGGCGACCUGGCAGUGCCGGUGAGUCGGUACGAUGCGGAGGACGAGCGGCUGCGCAAGGAGAGCACGGCACUCAAGACGACACGGCAUGCGGACAACUCGCGGGCGGGCCAGAUGCGGCGCAACGACGAGGCGGAGGCGCUGCUGAAGAACCGGCAGGGGUUUGUGGCGGAGCGGCUGACGCUGUCGACGCGGAACCGUGACACGAAGAAGCGGCUGCAGGCACAGGCGCAGUCGUGGCUGCACCAGCAGGGUGGCAUGGCGACAGAGGCGACAGCAAUGUCGGAUGUGUUGCUGGAGACGUGUCUGGUGCCACGGCUGCUGCUCUCGGCCGCGGACACGGAAUACUGCUUCCGGUUCGUCAAGUUUCUGCACGAGAGCCGGACGGCCAACUUCCAGCUGUCGGCGCUGUACGGCCGGCUCUUCUCGGCGAACCGGCUGCGAGACCUCAUCUUCACGUGCACGGUGCGUGAGGCCGAGCAGCUGGGCCGGUUCCUACGGCUGGUGCUGGGCGAGCUGGCGCGGUGGCACGGCGACAAGGGCACGUACGAGCGCGAGGGGCUCGGGCAGGCUGAGGGGGGCCGACGGCGGCUGCUGGGGUUCGCCAAGGAGGUGGAGGCAGAAGCGGACCAGGCAGACCAGGCGGACAAGACGGACAAGACGGACAAGACGGAGGCGUUUGUGGAGCACGCCGAGUUCCGGGACCUUCUCUAUGGAUGGCAUAAGAACCUAAAUAUGGCGCUGAAGGACUGUCUGGAGGACCUGGAGUGGAUGCACAUCCGCAAUGCGAUCACGGUGCUCAAGGCGGUCAUGGACAUCUUUCCGGCGGUGGACUUUAUGGGGCGGCAGUUCUCGGAGCAGCUCAAGCGGAUUGCGGCACGCGAGGCAGCGUCGAAGACGGCGUCGGAGUCGUCGAGCGGACACCGGGUGGACCUAUCGGUGGCGGCGCAGACGAUCUACUCGGAGCUGAUGCGGCGCAAGACGAAGUGGGUGCUGGUGCAGGCGUUUCGGUCGAACGCGUCGUCCAAGCUGUCAGCCGAAGAAGCCAAGGCAGCAGCGGAAGCGGAAGCGCAGCCUUCAGCAGCUCUUCGAGCAGAUGCGCCCGAGUUCAAGCCGCAGCAGCGAGCCGGAAAGACGGAAGGGACGACGGCCGACGUGGAGGACGGCGAGCUCAAGGACGGGCCGAGUGGCCGGGCGAGCGGCGGCAGCAGCAGCAGUACGAGCAAGGCGAACGGAACAGGCCCAUCGGCAGCAGCGAGAAACAGCAGCAACACGACGGUGCCAUUGACAACGCCAUUGGGGCCGCGAUCGACCAUCAGCCGACUACAGGCGAGCAACGCACAGCAACAACAACAACAACAACAACACCAGCAGCAGCAGCAGUCAAAGCAGCAGUCGAUGUUGACGUCGCUACCGCACUCGCACAGCCUUCCGAACCGGCCAGACGUGCCGGUGCCGGGACGAUACGCGACAGACCGGUUUGGGCAGCUGCGCAACCAGGCAGAUGGCAGCAGCGGUGGAGGCGAUGGCAGCAGCGCGAGCACGACAGCAGCGGCUAGCGGCAACAACAACAGCAGCAGCAGCAGCAGCGGCGGUGGACGGGAGCCGCGAGGACCACGAGAGUCGCGAGACGCUCGAGAUCUGCGCGAUCCCCGAGACGGACGAGACUUCCGGACGCCAGAGCAUGUGCGCACGGCUCGAGGCAGUGAUGCGGGGAGUCGACACGGCGACCGCGAGUGGAAUGGACGGGUGGACAAUACGCCGACACGUUUUGGCGGCGGCCAGCAGCACGGAAGUCUACGCGAGCGGUCGACGGCGACGAACCGAUCAACACAAGCAGCGGGAUCGACGGCCGAGGUGACAGCAGCGACAGCAACAGCAGCAGCGACAGCUGAUGGGCCAGCGAAAAAGGCAGGCGAUGCGGCCGAGGUGGCGAUCAACCCGGAGCGAGCCCUACGAAUUACAGUAGGAGGAGGAGGAGGAGGAGGAGCAGAGUCUGACCGGACGUCGGUGCAUAGCGACACGCGCAACUCGCAAGAUCGGGGGCCGAGCAGCCGGACGGAAUCGCCACGGCCAAAUGGACCGAUACGGGAGCGAGAGAGCCGAGAGAACCGAGAGCGAGAACGAGAUGAGCGGCACUCGUCGUCGCGAACGUCUCACUACGGACAGAGCGGACGAGAGGCUGUUGCAACCGGGCAUUUGCCACCGCCCCAGAUCCGGGACCGGGACAUGGAGCGGGGCGGCCGGAGCGGCGGACGAGGCGAUCGGGGCGAUCGAAUGGGACUGGGAAUGGGAAUGGGGAUGGGAAUGGGCGACCGGAUCGAUCGGAGUGACCGUGGCCGCAACGGCGGUCAUGCACACCAGCAGGACCUCAGCUACGGUCGACUCAAUGCGAUCCCAUCGGUCGUGGACGGGUCGUCGUCGUUUCCAUCGGGACCUCGGGGUGGCCGAGGACGCGAUGGUGGACGUGACAGCAGCAGCCGCAGUUCGCUCGGAGGCGGAGCGCCGACAUUGCCGACGACGACGACGACGACGACACUCAACCUCCACAGCAGUUUUGGUAGUGACCGGCCUCCGUCACCCGAUACGCGGCACCAGGGAGGAGGAGUUCCGAUGGGACCGGCACGACCAUCAAGACGAGGUGGCAGCAUGGGUGGUGGUGGUGGUGGCAACAAUAUGGGCAGCAUGGGAAGCAUGGGCGCGCCAGGACCGUCUACUUCAGUCAACGCGACACCAGUCAGCGGUGACCGGAUGCGUCAUCUGGCCUCAUCGCGAGGCCCGUCGCCAGCACCAUCGCCAUCGCCAGCAGGUGCGCCAACGGGUCCGAGUGGCGGUGGAGGUGGAGGCGGAGGCGAGAUGAAUCCGUCCACACCGACGGGCGACCGACAACAGCGGAUGCGCGGCAGCGAACGAGGCAGCGAGCGCGGCAGCAGUGGAAGCGGUGGAGGAGGAGGUGGUGGUGGUGGAGGUGAGCGAGACCACCGGCUGAUGAAGGGCAUCCAAGAGACGAUUUCGAGCGGCAGUGGAAAUGCAAACAGCGGAAAUGCGAGCACAGACCACAACAGCAACAGCAACAGCAACAGCCGUCGCGGUCACCACCAUCUAGCCAACUCGGACGCCCAGGUGCUGACGGGUGGUGGCAGCAGCAGCGGUCGAGCCGACAAGGGCAGCGACCGAGGUGAUCGAGGUGAUCGAGGUGAUCGAGGCGAAAGGGGCAGCAGUGACCGUCUUGGGCGGUCGUCACGUCGCAGCAGCCGCAGUCCGGGUCGGUGGAACAAUAACGCGAGCAACAGCAGCAACAGCAAUCUCGGCAGUGCUGACAUAAGCAAACCGGGUGGCAGCCACCGCGACUAUCGCGACUACCGCGAGCGAGACCACAACCCAUCCCGACCGCAGCUGCCCCUCCCACCACCGCCACCCGGACCGGUCGGAGCAGGGUCGAGUGCUGGUGUCUCUUCGGGCCCGUCCGGACUACCGACACAGCCGGCGGCCCUGAACCGACGCAUGGGCAGCCGAGAGUCGUUUGGCUACGGAGGAGGACCAGGCGGGCCAGGCGGGCCAGGCGGUCCAGGCGGAGGAUCAGGAGGGCUGGGAGGACCGGGAGGACCGGGAGGCGGCGGAUACGGAUCGUCGAUGCGCGGUGACCCCAACCGCGAACCCAUGGGCCCCGGAAGAGACGUCCGUCGGAGCGGCGGCCCCAACAUGAACAGCACCAACGGCAGCAGCAGCGGCUCCGAUUUCCGGCGCGACCGUGAUGAUCGCGCACGCAACAAACGCCGCAGCGCUGACAGCGGCGGGCUGGGGCCGCUGGCUAGCGAUCGGGACAAGAAGAUGAGGCGAUAA